Dentiscutata erythropus is the source of this 178-nucleotide messenger RNA. The record is from the annotation of a GenBank genome assembly. Lineage: Eukaryota; Fungi; Glomeromycota; Glomeromycetes; Diversisporales; Gigasporaceae.
AUGGGUAGUGAUUUUGAUUUAAAAAUAUUUCGAACUCAGGAUUAUGAAUAUUCUUCUAAUGAUAAAUAUCUUUUUAGUGAAGAAGAUUUUCUCAAUGACGAAGAUCUUAAUAAUGAAGGUCUAUAUAAUGAAAAUUUUGACAAUAAAGAUUUUUAUAAUGAAGAUUCUUAUAAUGAAG